Molecule: messenger RNA, 551 nt
Organism: Drosophila mauritiana
Lineage: Eukaryota; Metazoa; Arthropoda; Insecta; Diptera; Drosophilidae
Exons: 2
Source: RefSeq, a predicted model, not a curated record
UUUUCUUUUACUCUGUGCCAAAUACAGUAGUGCUUCGACAUGGCUUCAAAUAAGGACAGAAAGAAAACAAAAAAGGCGAACAACGUGGACGAAAACUCUGAGCCUCAACUUUUAUUUCAAGAGGUAAUAGAAGAAACUGAUGUUUUGGAUCUUAAUUUAUAUUCGGACAUUAAUGAUGACUUUUUUAAUGAAGCUAACCGGGUAGUCCAGUUUCUUAUGGAAGCUAAAAGACAUUUUGAAGCAUCGCGAAUUAAGCGAUAUAGUGACAUUAUUUUUAAUCUUCAUCGUCGGUAUGUAGAAGAAGUAAAUGAUAAUGAAGUUUUACGUCCCCAAAUAUUGUCAUCGGAAAAAAAGUUACGGCUUGCUCUUGAACUGACUUCAACAUCAGAAGAAGCUAUGCAAAAACUCAGAGAUUUGUUGGGGGAUGCCUGGAAAGAAUCUGACGCAUCAGCUUUACGAGAACAGUUAGUGCAAGAAAAAUUACAGGAAGUUUUAAUUAAGUGUGAAGGCCUGGGAGACCGAAACAGUGGUACAACUGAUGACACAGCUGA